UUUUAAUAUAUUUUUUUAAUUGGUACAGAAGUUUCAACAUCUUCGAAAAGUUUCUAAUACAAACCGCUUUACUGAUUCGCCCUAAAAGUUGAGGCAAUUUUUUUACCUUGUUUUCCGUGUAACAAAAAGAUUCUAAGAAAAACAAUAAUAUGCCUAAAUACGUAUUAAACUAUUUUAAUUUCCAAGGCAAGGCUGAGGUAGCUAGACUUUUAUUUCAUUAUAAAGGUGUGGAGUUUGAAAACAACCUAAUCACCUACCAAGAUUGGCCUUCACUGAGAAGCAAUCACGCAAGAUUUCCUUUGGGAGAAUUGCCUACAUUAGAAAUUGAUGGGCAUGUUGUUUGCCAAUCUGGUGUUAUAAAUUUAUAUUUGGCAGAAACAUUUGGUCUUAACGGAGCAAAUGCUUCUGAAAGAUUAGUCAUAAAUCAAGUAUGUGAAACUAUGAAUGAUUUUUGGAAUGAUUAUGCUCGCAUUUAUAGAAACAGUACAUUAGACAGUGAGCAAAAGAAACAAGCUUAUGCAGAUAUACUUACAAACGAGGCAGCUAAGUUAAAGUUAUCUUUUAUUGAGAGUUUACUGAAGCGUAAUAAUGACGGCCAUGGUUAUUUUGUUGGUGAUUCGAUUACUCUUGGAGAUUUGGUAUUUUUCCACGUUACAGGAGUGGUCGAUGAAUCAUUUUUAAAUGAUUAUCCUUUGUUAACAGAGCUGAAUAAUCGAGUUAGACAUUGUACUGAACUAAAGUCAUAUUUGGAUUCUAGAACGCAUCCCCGAUUACCUUAAGUUUUUAUAAAAUUUUUGAAAUCGAAUUUUUUUGCCUUGAUUUAAAUGUAUUAGAUAGUAAAAUAAAAAAUUUUCUCAAAAAAAA
Messenger RNA from Hydra vulgaris (swiftwater hydra), 864 nucleotides. NCBI's taxonomy places the organism in Eukaryota, Metazoa, Cnidaria, Hydrozoa, Anthoathecata, Hydridae. The record is from RefSeq and is a predicted model, not a curated record.